CAUAGAAAGAGAAGUAGGGUCUGAUAUUUGGCGGCCGUCGCUUAUAAAGUUGUAAUUCUGAUUUGUGUCGUUUGAAAGCUUUGAAGCUUGUUGUUAGCAGCUCCAAUGGAGAUCGUCUGUCCAGUUGACGCACAGUUCGCCGACGUAAUUUAUGCUCUUCUCUGUCCACCUGCACCUCUCCAAGCUCAGGGGUAUUUCGACCAGCUUAUAUCCAAGAGGCAAACCCGUGGUAUCAAAGUCGAACAAAAUGGAGACUUUGGCAAAGGCGUGUUUGCGGAUAAGGAAUUCAAAGAAGGGGAGCUUAUAUUGAAGGACCAAAUGCUUGUGGGCGCUCAACAUAUCGCAAACAAGAUGGAUUGUUUAGUAUGUAGCUUCUGCUUUCGUUUCAUUGGCUCAAUUGAACUUCAAAUUGGGAGAAAACUUUAUCUGCAACAAUUGGGAGUUUCAGUGAAUCACGAUGAAUGCGACAUGGAAGUGGAAGAGGAAGACAAUUUCGCAGAUGGAGGAGAAGAGGAUGACUCAUCUAUGGAGAAUGGUGAGGACUCUGGUGCUUGCGCUUCAACAAGCAGUCAUAGAAACAAAGUUGAGCUUCCAAGAGGGCUUGUGGAGUCUCUCAUAAAUGGUGAAUUGAAAUUGCCUCUUACCGAAAACUUCUCUUUGCCUCCAGCAAUUCCUUGUGCUGGGGGUUGCGGGGAAGCUUAUUAUUGCAGCAAAUUGUGUGCACAAUCUGAUUGGGAAACUUGUCAUUCCUUGCUUUGCACCGGUGAGAAGUCGGAAUCAGUAUCAAGUGAGGCACUUGGGGAAUUUAUACAGCAUGCUAAUGAAACAAAUGAUGUAUUCCUGCUUGCUGCGAAGGCAAUUGCGUCUACUAUAUUAAGAAAUAGGAAGUUGAAAGCAACUUGUCUUGAAGAACGAGGGAAACUCAAAAAUGUUUUAGGCCGUACAGUUUCCUCUGCACUCUUUGAGGCGUGGAAGCCGUUAUCGAUGGCACACAAGAGAAGGUGGUGGGACUGCAUCGCAUUGCCAUUUGAUGUUGAAUCUUCUGAUGAAGAAGCAUUUAGAGCACAAAUAAGAAGCCUUGCAUUCUCGUCACUUCAGCUACUAAGGGCAGCCAUUUUUGACAAUGAAUGUGAACCAUUAUUCUCUCUCGAAAUAUAUGGCCACAUAAUUGGCAUGUUUGAGUUGAAUAAUCUUGAUUUGGUCGUAGCAUCUCCAGUGGAGGAUUAUUUCUUAUACAUUGAUGACCUUCCAUCUCCUGAAAAGAAUAAAGCUGAAGAAAUUACAAGACCAAUUUUGGAAGCUCUUGGUGAUGACUAUUCAGUUUGUUGCCAGGGCACGGCAUUCUUCCCCUUGCAAAGUUGUAUGAAUCAUUCUUGUUGUCCAAACGCAAAAGCAUUUAAAAGAGAGGAGGACAAAGAUGGUCAAGCAACGAUAAUUGCACUUAAACCUAUUCACAAGGGAGAAGAGGUUACCAUUUCAUACGUAGACGAGGAGCUUUCAUUUGAGGAGAGACAGGCAUUACUUGCAGAUUAUGGCUUUCGUUGCAGAUGCCUGAAAUGUUUGAAAGAAGAGUCAUAAGAUAGCUAUCCAAUAAAGCACUACUUAAAACAUACUUGAAAGAGGCUAUAGAACAAAAAUCGAGGCAUACAAGUUAAAGAGUAAGCUCACUUUGCACAAAUUCAAGCGUGAAAGAGUUAAAAAAUGAAGAGUAAGCGCCUUAAGAGAGAAUCAAGUGCAAAUUUUUGAACAGUCUGUAACUGCUAAUCACACAUUGAGUUUUCGUUUCAAAAGUUGUGACUUCUUGGUGAGCAAAAUGGUAGGCAUGACUGGCUUUUGUUUUUCUUCUUGUAAUGGAGCUUGUUUUGUGCUUUGAGAGGAUCAGUUGUAAGAGGGAAGAUGAUUGUUAAUGACUCGAAAAACAACUAUAUUUUACUGUC
Messenger RNA from Morus notabilis, 1937 nucleotides. RefSeq names its product histone-lysine N-methyltransferase ATXR2. The record is from RefSeq and is a predicted model, not a curated record. The transcript is spliced from 15 exons. Lineage: Eukaryota; Viridiplantae; Streptophyta; Magnoliopsida; Rosales; Moraceae. Gene Ontology annotation, molecular function: protein binding; methyltransferase activity. Bases 106 to 1578 code for a protein of 490 amino acids.